Messenger RNA from Pteropus alecto (black flying fox), 3631 nucleotides. RefSeq names its product solute carrier family 30 member 9 (gene SLC30A9). Gene Ontology annotation, biological process: zinc ion transport; transmembrane transport; positive regulation of transcription by RNA polymerase II. Gene Ontology annotation, molecular function: monoatomic cation transmembrane transporter activity. The coding region runs from base 124 to 1839 and encodes 571 amino acids. Gene Ontology annotation, cellular component: nucleus; membrane. The record is from RefSeq and is a predicted model, not a curated record. The transcript is spliced from 18 exons. Lineage: Eukaryota; Metazoa; Chordata; Mammalia; Chiroptera; Pteropodidae.
CACUGUGGCCGCCCGAGGCGGCGCAAGCGUUAAUGUUUGCUAGUGUCAGUCUAUGGAGUCAGUUGGUGGCGGCGGCGAGGAGGUGGGAGGCGGUGACCGAGUAGGGGCCUUUGCCCCGCCAGGAUGUUACCGGGCUUGGCCGCCGCCGCUGCGGCCCACAGAUGUAGCUGGUCCUCCCUGUGCCGGCUUCGUCUGCGCUGCAGGGCGGCGGCCCGCGUCUUCAGCGAGCGCCAGGAAUGGCAGAAUUUAGCGACAUUUGGAAACGUUUCAAACAUGGUUCCCUGUAGUCACCCAUGCUUUUGUACACUGAAUCAAGUAAAGCUGUACUCUACAAAUGUUCAGAAAGAAGGACAGGGAUCACAAACUCUCAGAGUAAAAAAAGUACCAUCGUUUGAUGAAGCAGCAGAAAAUAUAGGUGCGGAACUCAAAGCGCCACUUAUGAAACAAGAACCUCUCCAAGUAAGAGUCAAAGCAGUCCUUAAGAAGAGGGAAUAUGGACCAAAGUACACUCAGAAUAAUUUUAUCACUGGAGUCAGAGCAAUAAAUGAGUUCUGCCUUAAAUCCAGUGAUCUAGAACAACUUCGAAAAAUCAGACGACGAAGUCCCCAUGAAGAUACUGAGUCCUUUACUGUAUACUUGAGAUCAGAUGUGGAGGCGAAAUCUUUGGAAGUGUGGGGAAGUCCUGAAGCUCUGGCCAGAGAGAAAAAACUGCGCAAAGAAGCAGAAAUAGAAUACAGAGAAAGGUUAUUUAGAAACCAAAAAAUAUUAAGAGAAUAUAGAGAUUUCCUGGGAAACACCAAGCCACGUUCCAGAAUGACAUCAGUUUUUUUUAAGGGGCCAGGAAAAGUGGUGAUGGUUGCCAUUUGCAUCAAUGGAUUAAAUUGCUGCUUUAAAUUUCUUGCUUGGAUUUAUACGGGUUCAGCAAGUAUGUUCUCCGAAGCUGUACACUCUUUAUCUGAUACUUGUAAUCAGGGUUUACUAGCAGUGGGCAUCAGUAAGUCUAUUCAAACACCAGAUCCUACUCAUCCGUAUGGAUUUUCAAAUAUGCGCUAUAUUGCUUCACUAAUUAGUGGUGUUGGUAUUUUCAUGAUGGGUGCAGGAUUAUCUUGGUACCAUGGAAUCAUGGGAUUGCUUAAUCCUCAACCAAUGGAAUCCCUUCUCUGGGCAUAUUGUAUUUUAGCAGGAUCACUGGUAUCUGAAGGAGCAACACUUCUUGUUGCUGUAAAUGAACUUCGUAGGAGUGCUCGGGCCAAAGGAAUAUCAUUUUACAAGUAUGUAAUGGAAAGUCGUGAUCCUAGUACAAAUGUUAUAUUAUUGGAGGAUACUGCGGCAGUCUUGGGAGUGAUAAUAGCAGCCACUUGUAUGGGCCUUACUUCUAUAACAGGCAAUCCACUGUAUGACAGCCUGGGAUCUUUGGGUGUGGGAACCUUAUUAGGUGUGGUCUCAGCAUUCCUCAUCUACACUAAUACAGAAGCACUCUUAGGGCGAUCCAUCCAGCCAGAACAAGUACAACGGCUUACUGAACUCCUGGAGAAUGACCCAUCAGUAAGGGCAAUUCAUGAUGUUAAAGCCACAGAUUUGGGAUUAGGUAAAGUAAGAUUUAAGGCAGAAGUGGAUUUUGAUGGACGAGUUGUUACAAGAUCGUAUUUGGAAAAACAAGAUUUUGACCAAAUGCUGCAAGAAAUUCAAGAAGUGAAAACUUCUGAAGAACUAGAGACCUUUAUGCUUAAACAUGGAGAAAAUAUUAUUGAUACUUUAGGAGCUGAAGUAGAUAGACUUGAGAAGGAACUGAAAAAACGAAAUCCGGAAGUUCGACAUGUAGAUUUGGAGAUAUUGUAGGUUUGGUGGAAUGAAUCACCUUGGAGGGAGCUUUGGAAACAAGUUCGUCAAGCCUACUCUCUCCCACACUGAAGGAGUCAACGCCAUUCAGAAGCCUCUACCCUACCCUACCCCCUCCUUUUUUUUUUUUUUUGAGAUGGAGGAAAUAUUUUAUAGGCAAUGCAGCAGUCCACAGAACUAAAACUACUACAUCUGAGAGACAUAUUACAAGUUGAAUUAAUUUGGAAAUCAUGUUUUUAUGUUUUAGUGGGAACCAUUUUAGUUUCUUAAAUUGAUCAUAAUUUUUCAUUUUAGCCUGUCAGGGUAUAUUGUACCUUGCAAUCAUGUUUCCUUUCUUCACAUUGUAAAAAUAAGCAGCAUCCAUAGGAUUAUGAUUCUUUAUUUUGUUUCCACUGAAGAUUUCACUCCAUCAGAACCUACCAAUCUUGAACAUGCUGGCUAAAUCUUGGUUUAUAGUUUUUAAUAGUCACUUCGUUUCAAAGUCUGUCUCCUUACAGAAUGUGGAAAAUAUUUCUGCAUACCUUGUAAUUUUGCCCUGAGCACUAAGAACACUUUCCUAACCUGGUUAUCCAUAAAUGUUCAUUCCAGAAUUGGCUUAGUUACUGAAUUGAAGGAAGGCAUUUCAGUACACUCAUUUAGAUCAUAGGAGUUGCCAUUUUAUAAAAUUUCUUCUCUCUCCUUUGCUUUUUCUCCUUGUUUAAUUUUUCUAAUGGUAAAAUAACCCUAGAUAUUUCCAUGGGCCAGUAUAAUGACUGGCUUUUUGUUUUUGUUUUUUAACUGGCUUCAUUGCCAUGUGUAUUUACUAGGAAAUAAUGCAUUUAUAAGUACUGUGACAUUCUGUAAAGUGGACUAGGAAUAUUUAUAAUUUUACACACAAGACAACAUUUUAUUUUUAAUUUAUUUAAAAAGAGGCACUACUUAUGUAAAUCUGAACUUUGGGAUAGUUCUUGCUUUAAGAGAAAGAAAAGUAAAUCUCUUACGCAGAAGCUUGUGGCCGUGACUUUAUAUGGUAUCAUAGUCAGUAGUGUAUCUAAAACCAGUUUUAUUCAGUUAGCAGUGGGCAUUUAGCAUAAUAUAUGGCUAUAACAUGUAAGUAGUUUUCUAAUGAUCAUAGGGGGAAAAACAUGCAAUUCGGUAAUUGAAAAUUUAGUACAAAACUGCAGUUCUGUCUCCAUUCAUCAAAACAAAUCAUAUGUACUUUGAAUUGUUCAGGUAGCAGUUAGCAUUGUCUGCAAAGAGUGGAAGCUGAGUGAUCUCUUUGCUGGAUAAUUAAGUGCUUGACAUAAGGACGUGUGUGAGGUCAGUGUCUAAAAACUUACUGAGAUUGAAGUUUAUGAAUUACAGCAAAUUGUAAUGCUGGAACCAAAAAUUAACAUUUGGUUAAAGGGUUUGUAAUGGUAAUUUUUGAUCUAGAAAUGUCAUUUGCAGGAAAAUUGUGAAAAUUUACAUUGGAGUAUGUCUUUUUUUACCAUUACAGAGCAUUUUGCAUGCUGUAUGUUUUAAGCGAAAUAACAUUCCAGUUUUCUUUUUUAAGAUAUAAAUUGUUUUAUAUAUAUAUGUGUGUGUGUGUGUGUGUGUGUGUGUGUGUGUGUAUAAUUUGAUUCUUAUACAAGGUUUCAAAUUCUUCACUUCUUUUUCUGAAACUUUUUUACCCAUUAUUAUUCACUCUGUACUUCCUAUGUUCUUCCUCCCUUCCUUUUCCCACCUGCCAUUUGUUAUUCCACGUCACAGCUAUAUGGGAAGGUACCAAAUUAUAUCUAGUUCCCUCUUAUUAAAAUUACUUGAAAAAUUU